Messenger RNA from Suillus bovinus, 1422 nucleotides. Its product is annotated as transmembrane amino acid transporter protein-domain-containing protein. The transcript has 9 exons. Gene Ontology annotation, cellular component: endoplasmic reticulum. Lineage: Eukaryota; Fungi; Basidiomycota; Agaricomycetes; Boletales; Suillaceae. The record is from RefSeq and is a predicted model, not a curated record. The annotation marks the transcript as partial. Gene Ontology annotation, biological process: amino acid transmembrane transport. Gene Ontology annotation, molecular function: amino acid transmembrane transporter activity.
CCCUGGUCGGCAGUGCGGAGGACAGAACCAGGUGUCAGAUUUCAGGAAGAAGUGCAGGUCAUCGGUCCACCUUUACGGUCCACAAUACAGAGCCGGGAAGCGGAAUAUGAAUUGGACUCGGACGACUUUGAUGAUGCUUCACUAGCUGAAAUCCAGCGCGAACAAAGGCGCUCUCAUGGGGCUACGGGACGAGAACGCACCUUGAUGACCUCGCUGAAAAACAAUGGUCAGGUGGAGGUCUACUGAACUCGGUUGCUAAUAUGGCAAAUUCAAUCCUCGGAGCUGGUAAACCUUUAACUGCUCAUAUGCCCAAAGUGCUGAUAAUUGAUGACAGGAAUUAUUGGUUUGCCGUACGCAGUCAGUCAAGCAGGCUUCUUUCUUGGCAUCGUUCUUCUGGUCGUUAUUUGCGCCGUCACCGAUUGGACUAUCCGAUUGGUUGUAAUCAACGCCAAGCUCAGCGGCAGAACAUCUUACAUCGAAGUCAUGAACAGUUGUUUCGGCCCCAGUGGCCGCGCAGCCGUUUCAUUUUUCCAGUUCUCAUUUGCUUUUGGUGGGAUGUGUGCAUUUGGUAUUAUUAUUGGAGAUACGAUACCCCAUGUCAUUCGUUCAAUAUUCCCCACUUUGCACACGAUACCUGUUCUCUCACUCUUCACCAAUCGCCAAUUCAUCAUCACCCUGUGCACAACGUGUGUUUCUUAUCCGUUAUCGCUCUACCGCGACAUCCACAAACUUUCACGUGCAUCCGGGCUUGCAUUGUUCAGCAUGCUCGUCAUCGUUUCAGCGGUCCUGAUUGAAGGAUCGCACGUGUCGCCCGAACUCAAGGGCGAUCCGUCGAAACGCCUCACUGUUUGGGGCCCGGGGGUCUUUCAGGCAAUCGGUGUUAUGAGCUUUGCAUUUGUGUGCCAUCACAAUAGUUUACUCAUCUACGGGAGCUUGAAGACCCCCACCCUAGAUCGAUUUGCUCAAGUGACGCAUAUAUCGACGCUCAUCUCACUCGUGGCGUGCUGUACUUUGGCUAUAUCAGGCUUCUGGGUUUUUACAAACAGAACUCAGGGGAAUAUACUGAAUAACUUCUCCGGGAACGAUGCGCUGAUCAACGUUGCCCGUUUCUGUUUCGGGCUGAACAUGUUUACGACGUUACCCUUGGAGUUGUUUGUCUGCAGAGAAGUGAUUGAACAGUACUUCUUCUCUCACGAAAGCUAUAAUGUUCAGCGACACGUCUUCUUCACCUCCACCAUUCUCUUCGCAUCGAUGCUUCUCUCGUUGAUCACCUGCGAUCUGGGCGUCACGUUGGAGAUCACCGGCGGUGUCUCAGCCACAGCGCUUGCGUACAUAUUUCCCGCUGCAUGCUACCUAAAACUGACCGAUCCACGUGUUCCGUGGUACUCCCGUGCGAAGCUUCCAGCUGCAGUUUGCCUUGCG